Molecule: messenger RNA, 1999 nt
Organism: Lactuca sativa (garden lettuce)
Lineage: Eukaryota; Viridiplantae; Streptophyta; Magnoliopsida; Asterales; Asteraceae
Product: ARM repeat superfamily protein
Molecular function (GO): protein binding
Source: RefSeq, a predicted model, not a curated record
AACAUGAAACUUCGCAUAGUCAUAUCAUAUCUCACUCUUUUCUUCCUCCACCUUCAACACACCGACCUUGCAGACCGAAACGCCGGCAAUGAAGCUGUCGGAAAAUGAAGCCGACGUCGUCGAGGCUUCUAACCUCCAGCUUCUUCAAUCUCUACUCGACUCAAUCCCUCACACGGUGUCCUUCAAAGGAAAAUGGUCUCUCAUCGGAACGAAGCUUUCCGAUCUCAAAUCCAAACUUUCCGACCUCUCCGACUUCCCCUCCAACCCCCUCUCCGUCGAUAUCCUCCGCUCCCUCUCCCAAACACUCACUCAAGCCCUUUCGUUGUCACUCAUUUGUCACAGCGCCAAUCCUCCUGGCGGGAAGCUGAAGACACAAAACGAAGUUGAUUCGAUCUCCGCGAAAGUCGAUAGCCACAUCAAGGAUUGCGAGGUGUUGAUAACAAGCGGUGUUCUCCACGACGGCGUUGUUUCCACCAGCUCAGCGUCAGUUUCAAAGAGGGAAUCGAUACGAGUCGAGUCGAGGAAUUUGAUAACUCGGUUGCAGAUCGGGUCGACUGAGUCGAGAAACUCGGCUCUCGACUCACUCCUUGGGUUACUUCAAGAAGAUGAUAAAAACGUGUUGAUCGCUGUUGCUCAGGGAGUGGUUCCCGUGCUCGUACGUCUAUUGGAUUCCAGCUCCACAUCGGAAAUCAAGGAAAAAACGGUAACCGCCAUUGCUAGGGUUUCAACAGUUGAUUCGAGUAAACACGUAUUAAUCGCCGAAGGACUUUUGUUGCUCCAUCAUCUUCUACGAGUUCUCGAAUCAGGUAGCGGAUUCGCCAAAGAAAAAGCUUGUAUCGCGCUUAAUGCUUUAUCCACUACCAAAGAAAAUGCAAGGGCAAUUGGGUCACGAGGUGGGAUUUCAUCGUUACUCGAGAUUUGCCUGGCUGGAACUCCAAGCUCACAAGCCAUCGCCGCCGGAGUACUCCGGAACUUAGCUAAUUUCGCUGAUACCAGAGAGAAUUUCUUCGAAGAAGACGCAACUCCUGUACUUCUAACACUUGCUAGCUCCGGAACUGUUCUAGCUCGAGAAUAUUCAAUUUCGUGUUUGAGUAAUCUGGUUAGGGACGAUGACAAUCUGAAACUAGUAAUUGUUCGAAAAGGCGCCAUGGAUAGUUUACGAACUUUCUGGGAUUCCGCCCCUUCUGUUCGGAGCUUAGAGGUGGCAGUCGAAUUCUUAAAAAACCUAGCCUCCGACGAACGCUUGGUGGACUACAUUAUUUCAGACGAUUUUCUACCGAGAAUCAUCGACGUAUUAAGCUGUGGUGUAUUAGGUGUACGAAUUCAAUCCGCUAAAGCAAUUUUCCGGCUAGCAUGUAACACCAAAUCCAGAAAAGAAUUAGGCGAACAAGGUUGCAUUCCGCCAUUGAUAGCAAUGUUGGACGGGAAAGCAAUUGAAGAAAAACAAGCAGCUUCAAAGGCAUUAUCAACAAUCUUGAUCUACACAGGAAACCGAAGAAUUUACAAAAAGGAACAAAGAGGAAUCGUUAGUGCAGUUUCACUCUUGGAUCCUUCCAUUCCGAAUCUAGAUAAGAAAUACCCUGUUUCCAUUUUAAUGUCGUUAACCCAUUCGAAGAAAUGCCGCAUACAGAUGGUGAAUUCAGGUGCUUUAUUGCAUUUACAAAAGCUUGUAGACAUGGAAGUCGAAGGUGCACGAAAGUUACAGGAGACUAUAGGUCGUGGGAAGCUAUGGGGUGUUUUCUCAAGGCCUUAAAAGAUUAUAAUCCUUCUCAAAAAUCUGUAUGUAUCAUCUGUUUAUUUUUGUUCAUAAUUUUCUUGUUAGUAUCUUUUAGUUGAGAAGUCAAUUCCAUCUUUCUAGUAUAAAUUAAAUUAAAAUCAUCUGAAAUAUAAUAUGUCUUUAAUUUUGUUUGGUGACCUAACUUGCAUUAAAGAUGUAAUCUUUCCCACUGAACCUCAAUAUUUCAAUAAAUAUCAGUACUUCAAUUGACUUUCUCAUUGA